Molecule: messenger RNA, 1080 nt
Organism: Phoenix dactylifera (date palm)
Lineage: Eukaryota; Viridiplantae; Streptophyta; Magnoliopsida; Arecales; Arecaceae
Source: RefSeq, a predicted model, not a curated record
AUGCUGCCGACUUCCGUCACAUAUAAUACCCUAAUUUUUGCUUUUUGCAAGAUUGAAAAGUUAACUGUGGCAGAGCACUUUCUUAGGCAAAUUGAGCUUAAUGGAAUAAAUCCAACAGUAGUGAUCUACGCCACUCUUAUGGAUGCCUUUGUUGGAGCUGAAAAUACUGAUUUAAUGUUAAGAAAGUUCAACGAAAUGAUUGAGAAAGCAAUCAUGCCCAAUGUUAUUACAUACAGUGUAGUCAUGAAGGGGCUCUGUAAGCAAGGGAGGCUACAAAAGGCUAUUGACAUUCUCAAGGAUAUGCAUAUAUCAGUCAAUAGCUAUACUUUAGCUCCAUUGGGGCUUUCUUUUCAGGAGGUCUACGUUUCAAAUCCUAGGUAUUGCUUAGAAAAAUUAAAAGUAAUAGCUACACUUAAACAACUUAGUUAUGUCUGCUUCUCUUUAGGGUCUGGUUUGACGCCAUCUCUUUGUGAAUUGCUGCAGAAUAACUUCAGAGACUGGGAUUCUUGCAGUAUAGUAUGGGACGUCUUGGCAAAUGUUUAUUCUCGAUUGGAAAUGAUUCAUGAUGCCCUUUGUGUUCUCAGCAAGAUGGACAACCCGAACAUGCAAGCUUCAAUAUCCACUUAUGACAGUUUGAUGUACAAUUUAAGACAUACAGAUAUGGUCUGGGGCAUCUACAAAGAAAUCAGAGCCCGUGGGGUUACUCAUAGUGAAUACACUUAUGACAUCCUCAUUGACAGUCUUUGCAAGCAGCAGAGGUUGCAGGAUGCCAUAUCCUUCUUCCAAGACAUGCAGGGUCGAAAAGAGGUCAAACCUUGCAUUGUCACUUUCAACACCCUCAUGUCUUUAGCUCAGUUGGGGCUUUCCUUUCAGGAGGUCCACGUUUCAAAUCCUAGAAAUUAUUCAGAAAAAUUAAAAGUAGUAGCUACACUUAAACAACUUAGUUAUGUCUGCUUCUCUUUAGGGUCUGGUUCGGCGCCAUCCCUUUGUGAAUUGCUGCAGAAUAAUUUCAGAGACUCGGAGUCUACCCUCAGUGUGAUUAGAGCCUGCUAUCUUAGUUGCAGAACUACCAGAUACUAA